UUAAACCAUGGUUGAGGUUAAGGUUGUAAAGCAUUGCCAUGUUUGUCCUCCACCAGGUUCUGUUCCAACCACACAUGUCCCACUGAGUUUCUUGGACAUGUUUUGGAUUACAUGCCCUCCUGCAAGACGCUUCUUCUUCUACAACUUCCCUCACUCGACGCAACAUUUCAUGGACAACAUUUUCCCUACCCUCCAACAAUCCCUUUCCCUAACCCUCCAACACUUUUUUCCUCUAGCAGGAAACCUCAUCCUCCCUCCACAACCCCAUCAAAAACCCUACAUUCUUUACACGUCGAAGGACCGUGACUGCGACGGUCAGCCGCAGUUAACCGUCACAGUCGUAGAAUCAUGUGAUCAGUUUGAAUGCGACUAUUUCGACAUUCUCGUCGCAGAUUACCCUAGAACUCGAGAUGCCAAAGAGUUUUAUCCCUUAGUUCCAGAUUUGCCCAAGUCAUGUGCGUUACCAGACGGAUCACGUGUGUCCCCUCUUCUAGCAAUCCAAAUCACCCUUUUCCCUAACCGAGGUCUUUGUAUAUGUGUCGUGUUUCAUCACGGGGUUGCCGAUGGGAUGGCCGCUCAUCACUUCAUCAAGUCAUGGGCUGCCGCCUCAGCCAUGGCCUCAGCCUCGACCUCGGCCUCGUCUCUGCCCUACCACGACCGGACAGCAGUCAAACACCCAAAUGGGUUAAACAUAGAUUACGACAUCUCUUGGGGAGGUUUGUUUCCUGUGAUGGAUAGGCCCAUAAAACAUCUUGCCCCUUUAAACACAACAAGAGCAACAUUUGUACUAACCAAAACCCAAAUCCGAAAAUUGAAAUCUUUGGUCUCAUCAUCUUUAAGAGUUUCUAGGUUUAUAGUGACAUGCUCUCUCAUUUGGAGGUGUAUGAUAAAAUCAUCAAUUACAACCGAAGAAAACCAUGAUGAUGCUGAAAUUUACUACCUUCUAUUUGUAGGGGAUUGUAGGCAUCGCCUCAAAGAGCCAUUACCACCAACAUAUUUUGGGAAUUGUCUUGACAUUUGUAUUGUUGAGUUGAAAAAGAAAGAGCUUUUGAAAGAUGAUAACAUGGAUGGAGUGGUGGAAGCCAUUGGAAACAAAGUGAAGGAGUUGGAGAAAGAGCCAUUGAAAAUGGUGGAGAAAUGGUUUUCAGAAUGGAGAAGGUGUGAUGAAACAAAGAGGCUUAUAACUGUUGCUGGCUCCCCAAAGUUGAGGGUUUAUGAUACAAAUUUUGGAUGGGGGAGGCCAUGCAAGAGUGAAAUUCUUCAUGUUGAUAAUUCCAAGGCAAUUUCAUUGCAAGAAUCAAGAGAUGAAGAAGGUGGGAUUGAGAUUAGUUUGGGACUUACUAAGCCUCGUAUGGAUCGUUUUAUCUCCAUUUGGGAAAAUAGUUUGAAGCACUUUUGUACUUGAAUAAUUUCCUUUUUUUUCUUUUAAAAAGUUGUUUAGAAGCUUAUUGAUGUCAAGAGAAUAUAGAAGGAACGAAAA
Molecule: messenger RNA, 1480 nt
Organism: Benincasa hispida (wax gourd)
Lineage: Eukaryota; Viridiplantae; Streptophyta; Magnoliopsida; Cucurbitales; Cucurbitaceae
Product: coumaroyl-CoA:anthocyanidin 3-O-glucoside-6''-O-coumaroyltransferase 1-like
Source: RefSeq, a predicted model, not a curated record